Messenger RNA from Didymella exigua CBS 183.55, 837 nucleotides. RefSeq lists its product as uncharacterized. The transcript has a single exon. Lineage: Eukaryota; Fungi; Ascomycota; Dothideomycetes; Pleosporales; Didymellaceae. The record is from RefSeq and is a predicted model, not a curated record. Gene Ontology annotation, molecular function: translation initiation factor activity; ribosome binding. Gene Ontology annotation, cellular component: mitochondrion. Bases 1 to 837 code for a protein of 278 amino acids. Gene Ontology annotation, biological process: mitochondrial translational initiation; ribosome disassembly.
AUGCCGCGCACCCAUCACGUGUCCAGCACCGCGCGCGCGCUCCACCGCGUCUUCGUCCUGCCCAGCCUGCGCAGCGCGUCGGCGUCGUGCGGGAUCCCCCUCGACUUUGCCCCGGCGUUUGCGCCCACGUACGGCCCGCCCAGCAUCGCCGUGCCGUCGCCGCUCCACCAGACGCAGACACGGCACAAGUCGUACGCGCGGAAAGACACGCGCCGCCACGCGCUGACCGACUACUUUACGCUCGACAACGCCAUCGCCGCCCCGCGCGUCAAUUUCGUCGACGCCAAUGGCUCCUUCUUCGAGGACGUGGCGACGCUCGACGCCCUCGCCGCCGUCCCCAAGACGACACACCACCUGGUGCAAGUGACGCCCGGCGGCGUCGACGAGCACGGCGUCGCGGACCCGACGCAACCCCCCGUGUGCCGCGUCGUGAGCAAGCUGGAGCUGCGCGGCCAGCACGAGCGCAGGGUCGAGGCGGCGCGCAAGCAGGCCAAGGGCGCCGUCGGGCCGGCGCAGAAGAAUCUCGAGCUGAACUGGGCCAUUGGCGGGGGGGACUUGAAGCAUCGUCUCAGCAAGCUCGAUGACUUUCUGCGCCAGGGGCGGAGGGUGGAGGUCCUCCUCGGCCCCAAGAAGCGCGGCCGCAAGGCUACCGAGGAGGAGGCGCAUGCCGUCUUCAAGGCCGUCGUGGGUAUCGCCGACGCCUGUCGCGCGCGGGAGGUCAAGAGGGAGGGCGCCGUGGGCGCUGUUCUUACAGUGGUUUUUGAGGGGCGGGCCGAGGACAAGAGGGCGGGCGAGGGUAGGAGCAGGGGCGAGAAGAAGACGGAUGAAUCAAGAUGA